AUGGUGUUAACUUUUACAGUUGCAGCAGCAAAUGAAUUUGCCUGCAAAGGACUGGAUAAGCUGGAGGAGAAGCUGCCAAUCCUUCAACAGCUAACUGAUAAGGUUCUUUUGGAUGCCAAAGAGCUGGUGACAGGUACCAGGGAUGCCAUGAACAGCAGAGUGACUGAGGUGCUGGACAAGACCAUGCAGGCAGCAAAAUCAGCAGUAACCAGUGGCAUGAGCACAGUCAUGGGCUCCAGAGUGGGGCCUGUGACUGUGAGUGGAGCAGAAGCCAUGCAGGGGAAAUCGGUAGACCUGGUGGAUCACUCCCUCCCCAUCACAGAUGCUGAACUAGCUAAACUAGCAGCAUCUGUGAAGGGGUUUGAGGUGGCUUCUGUGGAACAGCAGCAGAAGUACUUUGUGCGUCUGGGGUCUCUGGCCACUGAACUCCGCCAGCGCACUUACCUGCAGUCUGUGAGCAAAGUGAGACUGCUCCAUCAGAGUAUGCAGGAGAACCUCUCUCAGAUCCAGCACACCAUUGAUCUGACUGAGACUGUCAAGCAGAGUGUGGGUAAGAAACUACACAAGGGUCAGCAGAAGCUGCACCAGUUGUGGCUGGAGUGGACUAAGAAGGAGCUUGCAGUAAUUGACAAUGGUUCUGCACAGCCAGAGGUAGAUACCCUUGUUCUGGUCAUGUCUUGGAGAAUCACCCAGCAGCUGCAGACCAUAUGCUUGAACCUAGUGAUUCUAGUCCAAGGCCUUCCUACCAGUGUUCAGGACAAGAUGCAUCAGGCUCAUCACAAUCUGCAAGAGGUCCAUGGUGCCUUCUCCAAGGCCAACUCCUUCCAGGACCUGUCCACCAGUAUCCUGACCUGCAGCAAGCAGAAGCUGCUCAAGGCCCAGGAGUAUGUGGAUGAACUAUUUGAAUAUGUGGUGCAUAAGGCUCACCUGUCCUGGCUAGUGGGACCCUUUACCCUCUGUGGCAGAACCUCUUCAGAAUUGCAGUACCAGGAAGAUUGUAGGGCGGAGAUAGAUUAG
Molecule: messenger RNA, 1017 nt
Organism: Caretta caretta (loggerhead turtle)
Lineage: Eukaryota; Metazoa; Chordata; Testudines; Cheloniidae
Source: RefSeq, a predicted model, not a curated record